This is a messenger RNA of Meyerozyma guilliermondii ATCC 6260, 1017 nucleotides long. It is a transcript of the gene SLU7, whose product is annotated as mRNA splicing protein. Gene Ontology annotation, molecular function: pre-mRNA 3'-splice site binding. The coding region runs from base 1 to 1017 and encodes 338 amino acids. The record is from RefSeq and is a predicted model, not a curated record. NCBI's taxonomy places the organism in Eukaryota, Fungi, Ascomycota, Pichiomycetes, Serinales, Debaryomycetaceae. Gene Ontology annotation, cellular component: spliceosomal complex. The transcript has a single exon. Gene Ontology annotation, biological process: mRNA splicing, via spliceosome.
AUGGCUGAUGAUCCCGGAGCAAAUGACGGGCCCCAGAUACCCAAGUACGUCACCAAGGUUCCCUGGUACCAGAAGGAACGCCAAAAGGACGAAAAUGACUACCAUUCGCAUCAUUUGAAGAAUCCUCAAGAUGGCCCAGUGGACUAUUCUGAGGCACAACAUGGACCCGGAUUUCAGGAGUCAUCCGACACAUCAGAACAGUACGACAGCAAGCGAGACCGAUGGCAGGGGUUUGAUGCCUCGGACUAUGUGCAAGUUGCCAAUCAAUGGGACCGUAUGAAAGCAAAAGUAGUGGAUGCUGGUGGACGAGAUUCUGAAGACUAUGGAGUCGAAAUGAUCGAGUUGGGACUCGAGUACCGAGAUUUCCGUUCCAGUGUCAAGCAGGACGUGGAAGAAAAGACGAUCCGGGACCGAAACGACGUUCCAGAAUACAUAAAACGUAUUAGUGCUGGAAAAAUUCGAGCAGACCAGCCGAAUCUCGAUAUCGUUACAUCGGACGACCAAUUUGUACGACCCACCAUUAAAGGUGGCCAUGACUUGGGUUCCGACUUUGAGGCCACGCGUGCUUUUGCCUGGGACCAGGAUCGUAUUUUCAAACAAGAUCGCCAGCAGGUGAAUUUAGAACUGCUGCUUGAAUCACUUACGAGCACCAACGCUUCCAAUAUGCACGCAUAUCCCCAAACCAACCUCAAUGCCAGUAUGGAAGCCAGUCCUACCGCCACGGUGCUCCAGGCUCGCAAAGACGCCGAAAAGAAGCGACAAUCAAAGUUGCAACUGCGCCAGAACUUGCUUGCAAAGUAUGGAGAUGGAACCGCAGAUGAAACCUUAGGUGGGACUGCAGAUGGCUCGGAGCGUGCGGCGAAAGUUGCAACUAAUGGAACACCACGAGUCAUCGACGCGGAGAUUAACGAUGAAAAAUACCACCCUUCGGCGUGGGGAAGCUACUACAAGGACGGGUCGUGGGGUUACAGUUGCUGCCAUUCAACUGAUAAAUCGGCACCGUGCACCAAAAAAUGA